AUGUCAUACGUUGGCCGUCUGUGGAUACUCGCGAGGACAAGGCGCGACUUUGGUUGUGCAGGCUGGACUCGGGCGGGGCUGCACCCUAAUGCAAUGAUUCAUAUUAUUCGGUUUGCGGGCGAGUUGAACGUCUUCCAUUAUUGUCAUUCAUCGGAGGAAGUGGGCGGAGAGGGGCGGCGCGGGUGCGGCGGCGGCCCCCGCGCGCUACGCCGGCACUCAGUCGCUCGCCGACACUCUCGCUGCCAGUACGCGAGAGCCGCGAUGCAAGUCGCCUACGCU
Molecule: messenger RNA, 279 nt
Organism: Brenthis ino (lesser marbled fritillary)
Lineage: Eukaryota; Metazoa; Arthropoda; Insecta; Lepidoptera; Nymphalidae
Source: the annotation of a GenBank genome assembly